Acanthoscelides obtectus is the source of this 1537-nucleotide messenger RNA. Lineage: Eukaryota; Metazoa; Arthropoda; Insecta; Coleoptera; Chrysomelidae. The record is from the annotation of a GenBank genome assembly.
AUGGUAACAGCCUCUCCUGACGAGAUGGUCAAAACCUGGGACUACAAAACAGGCGCAGAACCCAGAUUGGUCCAAGAGAAAGAGUACAAAAUGGGGAACAUUCACUGCUUAGAACUCUGUCCUGAUACGCCAUUUGUGGUUGCGUUAGGUGGUGAUAACAAGUCACACAAUUUUACUGUUUUUGAUUUGAGAAACGAGGAUGUGAUCAAACAUACUUUUGCAGAAAGGAGUUUGGUGCAGUUAGUUGCUGAAGAGGGGGGAGGUGAAGGCAGUAGUGACAGUUAAUAAAAGAUAAGGAUAUUCUUGAAUUUUAUUGUCUAUAAUUUAAGUCGCGGGUAACAGCUAGUUUUACAUAAAACAGGUGCUGGAGUAGUAGAUAACGAAAAAAUUAACGAAUAUAGUCUGAUGAAAUCAACUUCGCAAGAUUAUUAGUCGAACACAAUAUCCAACUUUCAUUUUGCUAAAAUGACUACUACCGAAGAAAAGGUUACCUAUGUUUGUCAACUUUAAGUAACUAUAUCCUUGAAUGACAUCCCCAAAAGUUGAAUUAUCUUAAGAGUUGAACCCUCUAUCAUAAAUUGGUAACCACGUACCAAAUUAAGGCCCUAAUAGACCUUUGACCAACAGGUUGGCUCAAAACUACAAAAAAACACAGCUCUAAAAAGUACUUGAAAAAUUCUUGACCUUGAAGACAUAUCCUUUUUAUUAUAUUAGCUAAUAUUAACCUAAAAUACGUCUUCAAUGUCAGGUUCUUUUUUGGGGCAUAUUUUGGUAAGUAAAAAUUAUCUUAUUAAUGACCAAUAAAAAAUUCUUGUAAGCUUACAACAAAGAUUCUUUCAGUAAAUGUUCGUCUAGAUUUCGACAUUGACACUUUACGAACUUUUAAGUAGAAGUGUCUUAACUGAAGUUAAAAUUACUUGCAAAUAUUUCUUCAUAGCUAUAGGCCAACAAAUAGUCUUUCAAGGCAAUUUGGUUGCCACCUCCCCAUUAUUGAUCUUUGAUGACUAUUUGGUUCUUAGUUCUUUUAAUUUGCAGUGUGAUUGCCUGGGAGUGCCAAUUUCUUCAGUCAUAUUCAAAUCUAGAAGAUGUCUAUAAAUUUAAACUCGAAGAGGCCUAAGAUUUAUAUUCAUACCAAUCUCAUAUACUACCGAGAGACUCCGCUAUCAAGAUUUUGUUUUAAAUGCACAUGCGCGUUCAGGUCGGAAGUAUCGUAGUGGUAUUUGGACUGUGUAAUAGAGAACGUAUGACACGUGUCAGAAUAUCAAAUCCACCUUUUUUUUCUUUGGAGCAAGCUCAAUACACUUAGUAUAAUAAGUAGUUUAUAAAGAUCAGAAUUAUCAAAAUCAAACAUCAUACUCUACUAAUGAAUGCAUCCCGAUACGUUCAUCUCUGUCUCCCUCCAUGUCUCUCUGGAUUAGGCAACGACUGUAAUUUAAAAAAAAAUCCUAGCGCAUACCCGCAAUACGCAUGUAGUAUAAUUCAUACACAUAUCGCCAGCUACGGGAAACUAAUAAAUACAGCAUACAUACCUACAUCA